AUGGCGCCCAUGGCAGCUAACGGAGUCAGGGAGUCCUUCGAUAACAUCUACCUCAACCUCUCGAAGCAGCCCGGAAAGUGUAGGCUCGCAGAGUCAGGUCUUGGCUGGAAGCCGGCAUCAGGCGGACAGACCUUCACACUCGACAAGUCGGACUUACAAAGCGCGCAAUGGAGUAGAGCAGCCAGAGGACACGAGCUCAAGAUCUACGCUUGUAACGAGGGUGUUGUGCAGCUCGAUGGCUUCAAAGAAGACGAUUUCGACACGAUCGCGAAAUGCUUCAAGGUCUGGUACGGCGCCGGUCUCGAACAGAAGGAGCACGCACUCCGCGGCUGGAACUGGGGCAAGAACGAGCUGGGUAGGAACGAGCUGGUCUUCAACGUGCGAAAUCAACCCGCCUUCGAGAUCCCCUACACCGAAAUCUCGAACACGAACUUGGCCGGCAAGAACGAGGUCGCAGUGGAAUUCUCAUUGCCGGAGAAUGGCGAAGAGACGGGCACAAACGGAUCUCUGGGCGGCGCAAGAACGGAAGGCAGGAAGAUGGGAGGCGCUGUAGACCAGCUGACAGAAAUGCGCUUCUACAUCCCCGGCACAGAAAAGGUCCACAGGGGCGAAGAUGGCGAGGACGGCGAGCAGGCGGAUGGAGAGGAAGAUGAAGAGCAGAAUGCUGCCAACUUCUUCUACGAGACGCUCAUGAACAAGGCAGAGAUCGGAGAAGUUGCUGGAGACACAUUCGCGACCUUCCAAGAUGUGCUACACCUGACGCCUCGUGGACGAUUCGACAUCGACCUUUACGAGAAUUCAUUCCGACUUCGCGGAAAGACAUACGACUACAAGAUCUCAUACGAGAGCGCCAAGCGCUUCUUUAUACUACCCAAGCCCGACGACAUGCACCAGCUGCUCUGCAUAGGGCUGGAUCCGCCCCUUCGACAAGGUCAGACGAGAUACCCAUUCUUGGUCAUGCAAUUCAAGAAGGAUGAAGAAGUUCGGAUCGAACUCAACAUGACGCCAGAGGUAUUGAAGGAGAAGUACAACGGCAAGCUCCUUCCUAUCUAUGAAGAGCCAGUUGGCAGAGUGAUCGGCAAGAUAUUCCAUGGACUCACUGGAAAGAGGCUCAUACAACCGUCGUCCGACUUCACAUCACAUCACCAAAUGUCCGGCGUCAAAUGCAGUAUCAAGGCGAACGAAGGCCACCUUUUCUGCCUGGACCGAGCUUUCCUUUUCGUGCCGAAGCCAGCGACAUACAUCUCCUUCGAUCACAUCGCAAGCGUUACGAUGAGCCGCGUGGGCGGAGCUGUUAGUGCCAGCCGCACAUUUGACAUCAGCGUGACGCUCAAGAACGGUGCGGGCGAACACCAGUUCUCAAACAUCAACCGUGAGGAGCAGUCGCCUCUGGAAUCGUUCCUGAGGAUCAAGAACAUCAAGACCAAGAACGAGAUGGACGGUGACGGAGGCAUGUUAGCUGCUGCGCUCGCAGACGAUCCCGACCUCGCUAGCAGCGACGAGGAGGUUGUCAUGCAAGACCGCGGUAGUGCAGACGAGGACAGCGAGGAGGCAGACGAAGACUUUGCGGCAGACAGCGAGAGCGACGUGGCGGAGGAAUACGACUCGGAUGCGAAGAGCUCAGGGGAUGACAGCGACGCAGAGAUGGACGAUGCCGAUGGAGCGGCAGGGAGCGGCAGCGACACAGCGGAAAAAGUCGAGAGGCCGAAGAAGAAGGCUAAGACCGGGUAA
Molecule: messenger RNA, 1731 nt
Organism: Fulvia fulva
Lineage: Eukaryota; Fungi; Ascomycota; Dothideomycetes; Mycosphaerellales; Mycosphaerellaceae
Product: FACT complex subunit pob3
Exons: 2
Coding region: 1-1731 (576 amino acids)
Cellular component (GO): nucleus; FACT complex
Molecular function (GO): nucleosome binding; histone binding; DNA binding
Source: RefSeq, a predicted model, not a curated record